Molecule: messenger RNA, 1125 nt
Organism: Marmota flaviventris (yellow-bellied marmot)
Lineage: Eukaryota; Metazoa; Chordata; Mammalia; Rodentia; Sciuridae
Gene: Oxgr1
Product: oxoglutarate receptor 1
Biological process (GO): G protein-coupled receptor signaling pathway
Cellular component (GO): plasma membrane
Molecular function (GO): G protein-coupled receptor activity
Source: RefSeq, a predicted model, not a curated record
AAGGAGACAACCAUGAAUGAGCCACUGGAUGGUUUAGCAAACGCUUCUGAUUUCCCCGAUUAUGCAGCUGCUUUUGGAAAUUGCACUGAUGAAAAAAUCUCCCUCAAGAUGCACUACCUCCCUGUUAUCUAUGGCAUCAUCUUUCUCGUGGGCUUCCCGGGGAAUGCAGUAGCCAUCUCCACUUACAUUUUCAAAAUGCGGCCCUGGAGAAGCAGCACCAUCAUCAUGCUGAACCUGGCCUGCACUGACCUGCUGUACCUAACCAGCCUCCCUUUCCUCAUCCACUACUACGCCAGCGGGGAAAACUGGAUCUUUGGGGAGUUCAUGUGCAAGUUCAUCCGCUUCGGCUUCCAUUUCAACCUGUACAGCAGCAUCCUCUUGCUCACCUGUUUCAGCAUCUUCCGCUACAUCGUGAUCAUCCACCCAAUGAGCUGCUUUUCCAUCCACAAGACUCGGUGGACGGUGGUAGCCUGUGCGGUGGUGUGGAUCAUUUCGCUGGUGGCGGUCAUGCCCAUGACCUUCCUGAUUACAUCAACUAACAUGACCAAUCGAUCCACCUGUCUUGACCUCACCAGUUCAGAUGACCUCACCACUAUCAAAUGGUACAAUCUAAUUUUGACUGCCACCACCUUCUGCCUCCCCUUGGUGAUCGUGACACUUUGCUAUACGACAAUUAUCAAUACCCUAACUCACGGACCUCAGACUCAGAGCUGCCUUAAACAGAAAGCUCGCAGGCUGACCAUACUGCUCCUGCUCGUAUUUUAUAUAUGUUUUUUACCAUUCCAUGUCUUGAGGGUCAUUCGGAUUGAAUCUCGCCUGCUUUCCAUCAGCUGCUCCAUCGAGAAUCAGAUCCACGAAGCUUACAUCGUUUCUAGACCCUUGGCUGCUCUGAACACAUUUGGUAACCUGUUACUCUACGUGGUGGUCAGCAACAACUUCCAGCAGGCCAUCUGCUCAAUAGUGAGGUGCAAAGAAAGCGGGGACCUUGAGCAAGCAAAGAAAGUCAGUUGUUCAAACAACCCUUGAGAUACUUCAUAUACUCAACCAAAAAUAAAAUCCUAUUGAUAAUUUACUUACACUUCUGAGAAGUCCAGAAUAUCUCCUUCAAUGAAUGCCCAGUCGAUA